AUGGCAUCCACCACAAUCUCACAGUACCAUGGCUCCGACAUGCAGAUGUUUCACAAGGGACACUUUUCCGACGUGGUUGUGAAAUGUGGCGAUCGGGCUUGGAUGCUUCACAAGAGCAUUCUCGCCUCCAGGAGCAAGUGGUUCAAUAAGGUCAUUAAAGACCAAGCAGGGGGACCGUCUUGCAAUCUUGUAACUAUCAAAAUGUGUGGGCCGAACGUGGCCGAGGUGAUCCUGCGGUAUAUCUACGGCGGUACCACCGAGUUUCACCAUCUCAACGAGCCGGCCGGAGACGGCGCCGUUCUCCUGAUGUACACCAAAGUACACCCCGCAGCCCGGUACUUCGGCCUGCCCACGCUCGCCAACCUCUGCCUCGACAAAGUCCACACCAAUCUCAACCUGAUCGCAGCCCAGCUCCGGGGUGACCUCCCUACUGGUGGAGGAGAUAAAGCGCCCUUGAUACAGGCCGUAACCAAGGCGAUUCGGAACUUUUAUGCGUACGACCACGAGGUAGUCAAGAAGUUCAGUGAGAUUGGGCUGCUUCGGGCCGAGUUUGUGCAUUUUGCUUGUGAUGUGUGGGAGAUCCUGCGUCGCGAUAGGGAGUUUAUGGUUUUUAUGAGGACGGAAGUGCCCAACUUUGCGCUGGACGUCGGGAGGACGUGGCAAAGGCCUCAGGGGAAGGAUGAGAAGCCUGUCAGGUGUCCUAGUGUUGAGGAUUAG
Messenger RNA from Dichotomopilus funicola, 717 nucleotides. RefSeq names its product BTB/POZ protein. Lineage: Eukaryota; Fungi; Ascomycota; Sordariomycetes; Sordariales; Chaetomiaceae. Gene Ontology annotation, molecular function: protein binding. The coding region runs from base 1 to 717 and encodes 238 amino acids. The record is from RefSeq and is a predicted model, not a curated record. The transcript has 3 exons.